This is a messenger RNA of Coregonus sp. 'balchen', 4626 nucleotides long. The record is from the annotation of a GenBank genome assembly. Lineage: Eukaryota; Metazoa; Chordata; Actinopteri; Salmoniformes; Salmonidae.
AUGGCUUCUCAUCUCUCCCUCUCCAUCCUCCUCCUCAUCUUCUCCAGACUAUCAGGUAAGGGUAACAUGUUUCUAUGAAGUGCUGAAGUUGAGGUCAGGGACUGGGACUGGACACAUGCUGACACUCUGAAGACAGGAGCAGUAGCUUGUCUUAUCAAUAACACUUCCUGUAUUAUGUGUGUUAUAGUCCAGAUGGAAUGUCAUUUUACUGCUGUGAGAAUUUUAUUGAAUUCCAAUCUAGUGUGUUUUCUGUUGUUGUGUCUACAGGUGCUUAUCGUGUGUCUGUGAAGAUAGGAGGCUCCUCCACCAUCCCAUGUCCCUAUCAUCAGGAAUACAAAACCCAUGUGACAUACUUGUGUAAAGGAGACUAUUUUUAUAGUUGCUCCCCUGUUGUACACACUGACCCUCCUAAAAGCACAAAUAAGGUCUCAAUCUCUGAUGACAUCAACCAGCAAACAAUCAAUGUUACAAUGAUUGAUCUGGAGCCAGAGGACUCUGGACGUUACUGGUGUUAUAGAGAUCAGUGGUGGACCAAUAGUCCAGACAGGAUGGUUCGACCUAUCUGUCACUCCAGGUAAGAUCCCUGCAACUCUUCCAUAUGAUUACAUAACUGGUGUUCUGGUUUCAUUUACUGGUCUCACUAUUAUUGUUCAAGUUGACAUGAGGAAUGUUGGUAUAUGUCUACUUUCUGUUCUCUAUCCAUCAUAUCAUAAUUAUGAUAUUUGUGGUCAGUUGUUACAAAAAAACCACUUGAUCACUCAGGACCUUCUUUGGUGUGUGUACCUCUGUGUUCAGGUACUCCAGAACUCUAUGUGGACCAACAGGAGUUGACUGGAGUUGAAGGAGGGAGUGUCAUUGUAAAAUGUUACUAUGGUGACAUUGGACAUAUGAAGUGGUACAGGAUUGGUGGCAGUGUCUCCUGUGUGUGGGGGAAUUCUGGGACUCUAGAUGGAACAUCAGUGACCCUACAGCAGACCACAAGAAGAAACAUCUUAACGGUGACUAUGAGUGGUCUGAAGAUGGAGAACACUGGCUGGUACAGUUGUGAAGUUGGAGACCGUAUGAUGCCUGUUCACAUCACUGUCAGACGACAAACCACCACACAAAGUACCACCACUAUGACCAGUGAGUAGAGAGCAAUCAGAUACUGUAUUAUUAAGUAUUAACCUGGUUUUAUCCAGUCUUGCUGGCUUAUCAUCAGAAACAAAUUGAACUGUAUCCUGAUUCAAAGCUUUUGUGAAUAAUUAGCGGUCCUACCAUUGGUUUGAACUCAACAGUGCUAAUACUAAGUUAAAAUCCAUAUGUUGGGGUAAAUGAAAUAAGCUGGACAAGAAGGUCAUAUCUUAGCCACAAUGUCUUGUUACAGUUCAGUCUACCCUGUGUCUCUCUGGUACACCAGUCAUAAUACCAUUGUUGUUUUUACCUCACAGCAACCCAAGCUCCAACCACUGAACAAUCCUCUUUCUCUCCAACUGCUGAGCCUGUUCAGACUGACAACACAGUCCAAGGACCUGAGGGGGGCAAGGAGAAGGACACCAUGAGGUAAUGAUCACUCAUUCAACUGUAUUUCACAAUUACUCUUCCAAAUGGAUGGCAAUAGAAAUAUUAUGAAGAAAGGGAACAUUUUCUGUUUUUCACACUAGAGCUUCAGGCACAAAAACACCCUCCUUAAAAAUGUCACACCGAGUAAAGGCCAAGACACUGUUAUAGAGACAUUUACCAUCAUAGAGACAUUUACCAUUUCCUCAUAUCUCUGUGGUUGUCAAAGUAGCAGCAUUCUAUUCUUGGAUGGUCAAGUUUCAUGCAUAAAAGGUGUGAAGAGCUGAACAAAUGUUUCCAUGUUGUCAUAUUAGCACAAAAAACAUAAACCAAAUAAUAAUAAUCUAUUUAACUGUGAUAUUUCAUGGACUGUAUUUUAUAAUAAACAUAGUCUUUCACCAUCAGUUCCAUAGAUCUAAAAGUCCUACUGAUUCCUCUGGGCAUGUUGGUGGUGGUGAUAGCUGGUGUCUUAGUCACAUGGAAGAUGUGGAGAAAUCAUAGUAAGUAUUCAUUCUAUAAUGACUAUAUUGGAAAAGUUAUAAGUUUGAUUUUUGAGAUAUUUUCAUGAGACAUCAAUAUUUUCCUUGAAGGCAACUGUAUUAGCCUGUUAUAACCAAUGUAUCUUGACAUAAGAGGAGGAGACUCAAAAGUAUAACUAUUCUAUGAUUAAUGUAUUCAGUAUUAUUCUAGUGUAUCUCAGAGGUCUCUAAUACUGCAUCUCUCUUUCUUUAUUCCAGAGGACAAUAAGGCCAUGGACCAGACAACAAACACCUCAGUGGUAGGCUACACUCAUGUUCCUCUCAUCUGACUCAAGGCCUUGUGGGUAAGACCCUGUCUGUGAAAAAUGCAGGACAUGGACAUAAGAUGCACUUAAAACAACACAUUAGCCCUUCAGCUUAAUGUCCAUUGUAUUGUAACUGUACAAUGUAUAUAUGUUAACUCUAUAUUCAGUGUGAUUUCAGUUUCUAUAAGUGUUUUGCAGUGUAGAGCUAAUAAUAGGAUCUGUAGUGAGGUCAGUGGUUAAGGUGUUGUGAUUUCCUGUUGAGCUUUGCAGACACAGUAGGCCUAUGUUGCUUCUCUGUCCUGUUCCUAUUUAACCUGACUGACACUGUGCUGUUUGAGAGGAAGAACGCUCAUAUCUUAAUGUUGUUAAAACAAAUACAUACCUUAUAUUGUGGAUUAUGUAAAUAUCCAAAGGUAUCUCAUACAUGUAGACUGAUGAUGAGUUUUUAUCAUCAACCCCCUUUGUGUGUUUCUACCAGCAGGACCCAUUUCCUGCCAAUGGUGAUGAUGUGACUUACAGCACUGUUGUCCCCAAGAGGAGGAACCAGCUAAAUGUACAGACCAAGGUAAGGCUGCUAUUCUGAUCACUAUGAUGUUAAUAUACUGAACAAGAAUAUAAAUGCAACAUGCAACAAUUUCAAAGAUUCUAUUGAUUUACAGUUCUUUAUAAGGAAAUCAGUCAAUUGAAAUAAAUGAUUAGCCCUAAUCUAUGGAUUUCACAUGACUGGGAAUACAGAUAUGCAUCUGUUGGUCACAGAUACCUUUAACAAAAAGGUAGGGGCGUGGAUCAGAAAACCAGUCAGUAUCUGGUGUGACAGCCAUUUUCCUCAUGCAGCAUGACACAUCUCCUUCGCAUAGAGUUGAUCCGACUGUUGAUUGUGGCCAGUGGAAUGUUGUCCCACUCCUCUUCAAUGUCUGUGCAAAGUUAAUGGAUAUUGGCGGGAACUGGAACAUACUGUCAUACACGUCAAUCCAAAGCAUCCCAAACAUGCUCAAUGGGUGACAUGUCUGGUGAUUAUACAGGCUAUGGAAAAACUGGGACAUUUUCAGAUUCCAGGAAUUGUGUACCGAUCCUUGCUUCUUGGGGCCGUGCAUUAUCAUUCUGAAACAUGAGGUGAUGGCGGCGGAUGAAUGGCACGGUAAUGGGCCUCAGGAUCUCACCAUUGUAUCUCAGUGCAUUCAAAUUGCCAUCGAAAAAAUGCAGUUGUGUUCCUUGUCCAUAGCUUAUGCCUGCCCGUACCAUAACCCCACUGCCAUCAUGGGGCACUCUGUUCACAAUGUUUACAUCAGCAAACUGCUCGCCAACACGACGGCAAACACGUGGUCUGCGGUUGUGAGGCCGGUUGGACGUACUGCUUAAUUAUCUAAAACGACGUUGGAGGCGGCUUACGGUAGAGAAAUUAACAUUCAAUUCUCUGGCAACAGCUGUGGUGGACAUUCCUACAGUCAGCAUGCCAAUUGCACGCUCCCUCAGAACUUGAGACAUCUGUGGCAUUGUGUUGUGUGACAAAACUGCACCUUUUAGAGUGGCAUUUUAUUGUCCCCAGCACAAGUUACACCUGUGUAAUGAUAAUGCUGUUUAAUCAGGUACUUGAUAUACCACACCUGUAAGGUGGAUGGAUUAUAUUGGCAAGGGAGAAAUGCUCAAUAACAGGGAUGUAAACAAAUUAAUUAAAUUAAUUAAAAUUAAAAGCUUUUCUUGACUUUGUUGAUAAAAAGCUUUUGGGAAAUCUUAGUGGUCCUACCAUGGGUUUGAACUCAACAAAAUCCACAUGUUGGGGCAAAUGAAAUAAGCUGGACAAGAAGGUCAAAUCUUAGCUACAAUGUCUUGUUACAGUUCAGUCUACCCUGUGUCUCUCUGGUACACCAGUCAUAAUACCAUUGUUGUUUUUACCUCACAGCAACCCAAGCUCCAACCACUGAACAAUCCUCUUUCUCUCCAACUGCUGAGCCUGUUCAGACUGACAACACAGUCCAAGGACCUGAGGGGAGCAAGGAGAAGGACACCAUGAGGUAAUUAUCACUCAUUCAGCUGUAUUUCACACUUACUCUUCCAAAUGGAUAACAAUAGAAAUAUGAAGAAAGGUAACAUUUUCUGUUUUUCACACUAGAGUGUAUGGUACAAAACCACCUUCCUUAAACAUCUUCACACCGAGUAUAGGCCAAGACACUGUUAUAGUGACAUUUACCAUCAUAGAGACAGAGACAUUUACCACUUCCUCGUAUCUCUGUAGUUGGAAAUGCAGUGCUCUUCCUCCUGUGCACCAUCAUUGCUGUGGUGAAGUUCAGGGCACACUGACUCUG